Daphnia pulicaria is the source of this 1101-nucleotide messenger RNA. Its product is annotated as mucin-5AC-like. The coding region runs from base 14 to 889 and encodes 291 amino acids. Lineage: Eukaryota; Metazoa; Arthropoda; Branchiopoda; Diplostraca; Daphniidae. The transcript is spliced from 4 exons. The record is from RefSeq and is a predicted model, not a curated record.
CUUUCACGCAAGAAUGAACGUUUUAUUUUCUCUCAAGUCAUUCUUGGUGGUUAUCACCAUUGCCGUCUGCUGGGCCAGCCCAAUGCCCAGAACGAGAAAUGCUGAAACAAAAGCCGAUUGCCCCAGUAUUGCCAUUCCCUGUUGGACACUGGGAGGGAAAUGUUACUGCUUCUCAACCGAUACCACUUUUCCGAACCGCGUUAACUGGAACAGUGCGAAUACAUACUGCAGAGGAGAAGGCAUGACACUUGCCAGUCUUGAUACUCAACAAGAGGACCAGAUCAUCUCCGAUCACAUAAAAGGAGUCACUAAUCCAGAACUGAAUAACGACUUUUACUGGACUUCUGGAAGAUAUUCACAAGAAGGUAAUAACAGGUGGGAAUGGGCCACUACGGAACCAUACGAGCCAAUGACUUACACCAACUGGUACCCGGGGUAUCCAAAUAACAGCCAACCUGGAAGUUCUGCCUACGUGAAUUACAACUUCGAAAGGGGAUUGUGGUUCAAUGUAAACAACCCAUCUUCCACCUAUAUUCUAUUUAUAUGCGAAUCGAAUGGUAGCACGGGAACCACUACAAUCAAGACGACUAGCACAGUCACCCCAACAGACGCCCCUACGGACGCUCCUACCGACGCCCCUACGGACGCCCCAACCGACGCCCCGACGGACACUCCUACAGACGCCCCAACCGAUGCCCCAACCGACGCCCCAACGGACGCUCCUACAGACGCUCCUACGGACGCCACUACAGACGCCCCGACGGAAGCUCCUACAGAUGCAACAGACGCCCCUACGGACGCCCCUACGGACGCCCCAACAGACGCCCCUACGGACACCCUCAGCUACAGACGCUACAGAAUACGCAAUGGCCCGGUAACAACGGCAUAGUUACAGUAACUGUUUCAACAAAAAAAUUAGGUUACAACAAAGGCAUUGAUAUCAGUUUGAAUGAAGAUUUCAAAACGGAUACUGGUGAAACUAGAUGAGCAUCCUAGGCAAAUUGUUAUCUAUGAAUUAAGUGACUGUCCAAAGUCCAAAGUCAAUUCGUACAAUUGAUCUUUAUCUAUCGAAUUUUAAUACACUGCACUGGCUUAAUAUCA